Molecule: messenger RNA, 1474 nt
Organism: Vicia villosa (hairy vetch)
Lineage: Eukaryota; Viridiplantae; Streptophyta; Magnoliopsida; Fabales; Fabaceae
Product: embryonic protein DC-8-like
Exons: 2
Coding region: 101-1294 (397 amino acids)
Source: RefSeq, a predicted model, not a curated record
CAACAAACUUGAAAAACACAACCUGAUUUCAUUCUUGUUAUAGAAAACAAAAACAAAAGCUACAUUCUUCUUCUACGUACAUUAUACCUGAAAUUCAUCAAUGGCUUCAAACAAACCAAGACAUGUUGAAGAAAUUCACAAAACUAUAGAGACUGAUCUAAGUCCUAAUGCAACUCAACAACAGCGUGAUGAGGAGAAACCUGGUGUCAUUGGUUCCGUGGUGCAGUCCGUGAAAAACACUUUUGAGAAUGCAAAAGAAGCUGUGAUUGGCAAGGGAAGCCCUACAGAUUCCCACCCUACAACACAAGAAGUCCGUGUUUACGACGACGACAAAGAUUUAGUCUCUGGUGAAGUUAGGGACAUAUCAGCCAACAAGUCCCGGGGUAUCUAUGAUUCUGCUUAUGACAAAGCCAAGGAGUGCAAGGACACAACAGGUUCCAAAGCUGGUGAGUACACAGAUGCUGCAGCUCAAAAAGCAAAGGAAACAAAAGAUGCUGCAGCACAAAAAGCAAAGGAAACAAAAGAUGCAACCAAGGAAAAGACUAACGAGUAUGCAGAUUAUGCAGCACAGAAGGCCAAGGAAACAAAGGACGCAACGAAGGAAAAGACUAAUGAGUAUGCAGAUUCUGCAGCUCAAAAAGCAAAGGAAACAAAGGAUGCAACGAAGGAAAAGACUAAUGAGUAUGCAGAUUAUGCAGGAGAGAAAGCGAAGGAAGCUAAGGAUAAAGCUGUGGAGUACAAAGACUAUGCUGCUGAGAAGGCGAAGGAAGGGAAAGAUGCUACAUUGAAUAAGCUGGGCGAGUAUAAGGACUAUGCAGCUGAGAAAGCGAAAGAAGGGAAAGACACGGCUGCUGAUGCAGCCAAAAAUGCUGUGGAUUACUUGGGUGACAAGAAAGAGGCUGCUAAGCAGAAAACGGCAGAGACUGCUGAAGCUGCUAAGCAAAAAACAGCUGAAACUGCUGAGGCUGCUAAGCAGAAAACUGCAGAGACUACAGAAGCUGCUAAACAGAAAACAUCUGAGGCAAAAGACAAGACCAAGGAGAAACUGAAUGAAGCAGAUGAAGAGGCAAGGAGGAAAACGGAAGGGGGGAAUGUUGGAGAUAAAGGUUUCAGAGAGGAAACAUGGAGGCGUGGGAAUGAGGGUGUGAUCAGAACUGAAGACACCAGAACAGGAGCGGUGGCGGAGAGGCUGAAAGCGGCGGAUCAGAUGACCGGACAGACAUUCAAUGAUGUUGGAGCCAUGGAUGAUGAAGGAGUUACUCGUGUGGGUCUUCUUGAUAUUAAAAAGAAGUGAACAGAUAGUAAAUCCUGAUAUAUGAAUGAUGUUAUGUAAUGAUAUGCAGACAAAAUACUAUUAUGUUUUCUUUUAUCUUCAAAUAUGUAUCUAGUGUUUUGAUAUGAAGUGUAUGAAAUAUGUACAAAAAUAAAUUGUGUGUUUGGAAUAUGAAUAGAAGUAUUAUAUAAUUGAAGGUUU